This is a messenger RNA of Linderina pennispora, 189 nucleotides long. RefSeq lists its product as uncharacterized. NCBI's taxonomy places the organism in Eukaryota, Fungi, Kickxellomycota, Kickxellomycetes, Kickxellales, Kickxellaceae. The record is from RefSeq and is a predicted model, not a curated record. The transcript is spliced from 2 exons. The coding region runs from base 1 to 189 and encodes 62 amino acids.
AUGGCAAUUACGAUGCUCAGUUUGAAUGUGUACUUGGUCAGUGGCCAGAUCAGCAGCGCUAUUUACCAUAUGAUUGUUGGAUACUUUGACGAUUUGAUCCCUAACCCAACCAAGGGGCACAUCGAGAGGGCGCUCGGAAUGGUGGGCAAUUCGACGGCCAAGGCGAUGUUCCCGACAUGCAAACUCUAA